AUGUUAGCACAGCUUAGUUUCCCAGUAUUAUCACUUCCCAGAUUUUGUAGUAUAUUUAAGAAACAACCAUCAUUACCCAUGUUUCUACAACAAUCCAACAAUAUGACUCAACGUGAAAAAUUUAAUGAACUAAAUGAAUUAGAAGCAGAUAGAAUCCAUGAUGGAUUAGAAAAUCCCCAAGAUUCUGAUUGGUCACUUACAGAAGCGAUGAAACGAAUUAAUAGAAAUAGAAAUCGAUAUUCGAAUGUCUUUCCUUGGGACCAAACACGGGUGAAACUACCUGUUAAAGAUACCGAAAUCCAUUCAGAUUAUAUAAACGCGUCAAGAGUACGAUUAGGAUUGCAUGUAGAUGAUAAGGAAAUAGAGGAACAGAUUGAUGAUAAUUCUAUACAAUAUAUUGCAUGUCAGGGCCCAUUACCGAAUACAACCAAUCAUUUCUGGUCUAUGUGUUUCAACCUUAGUGUUGAUGUUUUGUUGCUACAACAGCACUAA
This is a messenger RNA of Hemisphaericaspora subhashii, 492 nucleotides long. RefSeq lists its product as uncharacterized. The record is from RefSeq and is a predicted model, not a curated record. Gene Ontology annotation, molecular function: protein tyrosine phosphatase activity. The transcript has a single exon. NCBI's taxonomy places the organism in Eukaryota, Fungi, Ascomycota, Pichiomycetes, Serinales, Debaryomycetaceae. The coding region runs from base 1 to 492 and encodes 163 amino acids. Gene Ontology annotation, biological process: protein dephosphorylation.